AUGUCUCCAGCCAUUCGUGCUGGCUCGGUCCGAGCGAUGGCAUUUCGAGCUUCAACAAGACUCGGCAUGCCAUCCACAAGUUCAGCUGCACAGCAAAUGCAAAUGCAACUGCAACUGCAACUGCAACUGCAACGGCAACGGCAACGGCAACAGCAGAUCCGCGGCAUCUUCCAAACACGUUCUUGGAGAAACGACAAGACAGCGGCUAUCUUGCAAGCUGCUCAAUCCGACGUGCAGACCCAACUGCCACCACCAGAGCAUGCCAACGGCAACAACGCUAACGGAAAGAAGCGCGGCGGCUUUUUCCGCAGUCUCAAGCGCACCUUCUACCUUGUCGGGCUUGGAACUUUGGUCACCUAUGCAUACUUUGUUUACCAGGGACGACACCCACCUGAUCAGCUGCCUCAAGAUCCUACCAAGAAGACCAUCGUCGUUUUGGGUAGUGGUUGGGGUGCCACAUCGCUGCUCAAAAACAUCGAUACCGAGGAGUACAACGUGGUUGUCAUCUCGCCUCACAACUACUUCCUCUUCACACCUCUUCUUCCCUCAGUGACUGUCGGUACGCUCGACGGACGCAGUAUUGUGCAGCCAACACGUCAUACCACCCGAUUCAAGACUCGCGAGGUCAAGGUGUACGAAGCCGACUGCGAGUAUGUCGAUCCUAUCAACAAGACGGUUACUUUCCAAGACAGGAGUGAGGUCAAGGGUUCCGUUUCCAAGGUCACCAUCCCUUACGACUACCUCGUCUACUCGGUCGGUACUGAGAACCAGACGUUCGGUAUCCAAGGUGUCCAGAAGCACGCUUGCUUCCUCAAGGAGCUCAACGAUGCUGAAAAGAUCCGCGCUCGUCUGAUCGACUGCGUCGAGAGUGCAGCGAUCAAGGGUCAGUCCGACGAGGAGAUCGACCGUUUGCUGCACAUGGUGGUUGUGGGUGGCGGACCCACCGGUAUCGAGUAUGCUGCCGAGUUGCGUGACUUUGUCGAGUCAGAUCUGAUCCGAUGGUACCCCGAAGUAGCCAACAAGCUGCGAGUGACGCUCAUCGAGGCCUUGCCCAACAUUCUUCCCAUGUUCUCGCAGACGCUGAUCAAGUACACCGAGUCGACGUUCAAGGAGAACUCAAUCGACAUUCUCACCAAACACAUGGUCAAGGACGUGGAUGACCGAGAUGUGCUCGUCAAGACUCCCUCGGGCCAAGAGAAGAAGAUCCCUUACGGCUUGCUCGUGUGGGCUGCUGGUAACACCGCUCGACCGCUCACCCGUCAGCUCAUGUCGGCUCUUCCUGAAGCCCAGAAGAAUCGUCGCGGUCUCGAAGUAGACGACCACAUGCGUCUCAAGGGCGCAGAAGACUCGAUCUUUGCCCUUGGAGAUGCGACUGCUACCCAAUUCGCACCCACUGCCCAAGCUGCUUCCCAACAGGGUGCCUACCUCGCCCGCGUCUUCAACCAGCUCGCUCGUCUCCACCUACUCGAGCACAGACUCGAGGCAGCCAAGAAGAACAACGCCGACGCUUCCGAAUUGAACGGUCUCGAACGACAAAUCGAAAAGGCAGCUAAGGUCCGUCCCUUCAAGUACACUCACCAGGGUUCGCUCGCUUACAUUGGAUCUGAAAAGGCGAUUGCGGAUAUUCCUUUGCUCGGAAACAAUCAGAUCGCUUCGGGUGGUGUGGUUACUUUUAUGUUCUGGCGAUCAGCAUAUGUAUCGAUGCUCUUUUCGCUGCGAAACCGUUCCUUGGUGGCUGCCGACUGGUUUAAGGUCUUCCUUUUCGGCCGUGAUGUUUCGCGAGAGUAG
This is a messenger RNA of Ustilago hordei, 1788 nucleotides long. RefSeq names its product putative NDE1 - mitochondrial cytosolically directed NADH dehydrogenase. The record is from RefSeq and is a predicted model, not a curated record. NCBI's taxonomy places the organism in Eukaryota, Fungi, Basidiomycota, Ustilaginomycetes, Ustilaginales, Ustilaginaceae. Bases 1 to 1788 code for a protein of 595 amino acids. The transcript has a single exon. Gene Ontology annotation, molecular function: NADH dehydrogenase activity.